This is a messenger RNA of Microdochium trichocladiopsis, 1311 nucleotides long. RefSeq lists its product as uncharacterized. The transcript has 2 exons. The record is from RefSeq and is a predicted model, not a curated record. NCBI's taxonomy places the organism in Eukaryota, Fungi, Ascomycota, Sordariomycetes, Xylariales, Microdochiaceae. Bases 1 to 1311 code for a protein of 436 amino acids.
AUGCUCAGUCGGCGGCUGGGCUUGCUCACCAUCACGCUGAGCUUCAUCAUCAUCGUCUUCUACACGCUCAGCGGGACAAGGACACAUGUCGUCCUGAUCCCCACCACCGGCGACGAGGCCGACCAGAGGCUCAAUCAGCCCGGAGCUCCCGGGUCCAACCCGGCGGCUGCGGCGGGCCACCACGGCGGCGGCGCCAGCGAGGGCCAUCAGCAUCUUCACAAUGCCGGCAGCGCUGCCCAGUCACCAGCGGGCGACAAGACACCUGCCAAGGAGGCAGCAGCAGCAGCACUGGGGACGGCGAAACCACAGCAGGGCUUCAACCCGGGCCCGCCGCCAUCAAAACCGCCCGUCCCCCCGGCGGCGGCCGCCGCCGACGAGAGCAAAUGGGGCCACACGGCGGGCUCGGCCGGGUCCCCCAAGGUCGAGUUUGUCGUGUCGUCGACCAAGGCCACAAACACGUCCUGGGUGGCCGAGUUCUUCCCCUCGGUGCCGGCGCACAUCUACAUCGCCGACGACCCGACGGCGCCGUACACCGUGCGCAAGAACAUUGGCCACGAGAGCAGCGUCUACCUGACGUACAUCAUCGACCACUACGACGACCUGCCGGACAUCGUCGUCUUCCUGCACGGCAAGCGGUAUCAGUGGCACAACGAGGAUCCGCUGUAUGACGGCGUCCGGCCCCUCCAAAAGCUGCGCAUCCCUUACGUCCAGGACCACGGCUUCGCCACGCUGCGCUGCUCCUGGCUGCUCGGCUGCCCGCUCGAGAUCAAGCCGGACCCGGCCGCGACGCUGAAAUGGGACGACCCGGACGCGGACCAGCGCGCAAAGACCGAGGCCGCCUACGCCGCGGCGUUCCGGGAGCUGUUUCCCGGCAAGCCUUUACCCGAGGCCGUGGGGGUGCACUGCGGCGCGCAGUUCGCCGUCACGCGCGAGCGCAUCCGGGCCAACUCCCGGGCCGACUACGUCUCGUACCGCGACUGGCUGUGGACCACGGAGCUCACGGACGAGUUCUCGGGCCGGGUCAUGGAGUAUAGCUGGCACCAGAUCCUCGGCGCGCCCGCCGUGGACUGCCCGGAUGCGGGGGUUUGCUUCUGCGAGAAGUUUGGCAUGUGUGACCUGUACGAGUGCCACGACUAUGGGUGUGAGAAGACGUACUUUUUCAAGUUUGGCGAGCUGCCGGAUGGCUGGCCCGAGGUCGGGUCCGGGACGGACGGGUGGCCGUUGAGGGAGUGGGCGGAUCCUGGGUUUGUGCCGCCGCCGCCGGCGGAGAAAAGUCCGGACGCCGCGGCUGCGGAGAAAGCUGGUGGGUAA